UUUUGGGAGGAUGGAGGAGGAGCAGAGGCUUCGGGGGAGGCUGAGCCGCCGCAGGCCACCGGCAAGGGGCGGCUGCCGCCCCUGGUAUCUCAUGGAGGGCAAUAAGAGUGAGCCAUGGGCUGCUCUGCUGCGUAGCACUGUGAGCGGGGACGAGGAUUUGAGCCCCAACAGUCAGCCAUUGCCACCACUGCCUACUUUUGCCAGCCAGGAGUCUCUGCCUGACCCAGAGCCCACUGUACCUCCUGAGGUCUUCACUGUGGGAUCCAAGACUUUUUCCUGGACGCCUUUUCCACCUGCCCUUGGUGGCUCUGGAAAUGCCUACCAGUUGUUCCAUGGGCCUAGAGGCUCCUUGGGGUCCCCCAUCCCAUCCUUGAAAAGAUGUCCUGCACCAGAUUCCUGUCAGACUCCCAUCCUCCAAGAGUGUAUGUCUGUGCAGAGUACACCUGUGUUGCUGAGCUGCCCAUUGUGCCAGAAGGCAUUUGAUCCAACGCUGGCCCAGCUGGAUGUGGAUAGCCACCUUGCUCAGUGCUUGGCUGAAAGCACAGAAGACAUGGUAUGGUGAGCUGCAGGAUGCUUCUCCUGUCCCCUCCUUCCAGCACACAUACUGACAUAGGGAUGUGACUGCUGAGAUGUGUCUUCGUGUGGACACCCGAGCAUAGGCUCCUCUGGUUUUGUUUGUGGGCACUGGGCAUAAUGCUGAUCACUGUGGUGCCGACGGUGGUAGGUCCUCUAUGAUGGCUCCUUUCUUGUCAACUUAACUGGGUUUGGAAUCACCUAAGAGACAGACCUCAGGGUGUGUCUGUGAAGCUGUUUCCAGAGAUUAAUUGAGAAAGGAAGAUCCACCUUGAACGUGGGUGGUACCAUCCUGUGGCCUGGGGUCUCACUGAAUAAAAAAGGAGAAAUUGAGCUGCUUCUUGACUGGGGACGUGAUGUGCUUCUCACCUGUCACCACAGCUACACCUGGUUUUGCUACUGUAACGUCAGCCGUGAGCCAGAGUCAAUCUUAAGUUGCUUUGACCAAGUAUUUUGUCAUAGCAGGGAGAACCCCACCCAAGCAGGUGAGCCAGGAUCUGUCACAAGACAGAACAGGGUAUGUCUGCUCAAGUCAGCAUUUGUGCACAGGCUGGUACCUUCUGACUGCAAGAGUGAUACUGGAUUACAUUUCACAGACAUAAAAAAAAAAAGACAAUUAUA
Messenger RNA from Onychomys torridus (southern grasshopper mouse), 1194 nucleotides. RefSeq names its product FA core complex associated protein 20 (gene Faap20). Gene Ontology annotation, molecular function: K63-linked polyubiquitin modification-dependent protein binding; ubiquitin binding. The record is from RefSeq and is a predicted model, not a curated record. Bases 11 to 562 code for a protein of 183 amino acids. The transcript has 4 exons. Gene Ontology annotation, biological process: DNA damage response. NCBI's taxonomy places the organism in Eukaryota, Metazoa, Chordata, Mammalia, Rodentia, Cricetidae.